AUGCCCUCGGAAUCGAAUGAAACCUUGUACAAUGACAUGCAGCCUACCUCGACGCGUGAAGAUGACUGGGCACUGGCUGGGCAAGUCAGGUCCUAUCACCAGCGGGAUUCAGCCUCGAACAGAGAACGAAAGUUGGGAGUCACCUGGUGCAAUUUGACUGUUCGAGUUCCCCGCUCUGACGCCAGCAUUCAAGAGAAUACCUUGUCACAGUUCAAUCUUCCGAAGUUAUUUGAAGAAUCUCGACGAGAAACACCACUCAAGACUAUUUUGCAUGGUUCCCAUGGCUGCGUUAAACCAGGCGAAAUGUUGCUUGUACUUGGUCGUCCAGGCUCUGGGUGCACUACUUUGCUGAAGAUGCUGGCCAACCGGAGAGGCGGAUAUCCGUCAGUUUCUGGGGAGGUUUGGUACGGAUCAAUGAGUCAUCUGGAAGCGAAGCACUACCGGGGCCAGAUUGUGAUGAACACCGAGGAAGAACUUUUCUUUCCCACGUUGACGGUGGGCCAAACCAUCGAUUUUGCUACACGAUUGAAAGUCCCAUUUCACAUCCCAAAUGGCGUUCAGUCCGCGAAAGAGUAUCAACAACAAGCCAAGGAUUUCCUGCUGGAAUCCAUGGGUAUCGCGCACACAAGCGAUACCAAAGUCGGAAAUGAAUUCGUUCGAGGAGUUUCUGGCGGGGAGAGAAAACGGGUCUCCAUUAUCGAGUGCCUGGCCACUCGAGCAUCGGUGUUUUGCUGGGACAACAGUACCAGAGGCCUCGACGCAAGUACAGCCCUGGAAUACACCAAAGCCAUUCGAGCUAUGACCGACAUCCUCGGCCUGACUACGAUUGUCACGCUAUAUCAAGCGGGAAAUGGCAUUUACGACCUCUUCGACAAAGUUCUGGUGCUAGAUGGCGGGAAGCAAGUGUACUAUGGGCCAAUGCGAGAGGCAAAGCCUUUUAUGGAAGACCUUGGCUUCCAUUGCCCUGAAGGGGCAAAUGUGGCAGACUUUCUGACGGGGGUCACUGUCCCGACAGAAAGACAGAUCCGACCGGGCCACGACAGCCAAUUUCCCAGAAAUGCCGACGAGCUCCUCCAGCAUUACGAGAGAUCUCACAUUUGCGAGCAUAUGUCGGCCGAGUACGAGUUCCCUAGUCUGCCGUUGACCGAGGCGAACACCAAGGCGUUUCAGGAAUCCGUCACCUACGAAAAAGACAAGAGGCUCCCUCGUACCAGCCCUUUGACAACCGGUCUGGUGACACAGAUAAAAGCUUGCGUCAUUCGUCAGUAUCAAAUCAUUGCCGGCGACAAAGCGACAUUCUUCAUCAAACAGAUCUCCACCAUCGUUCAAGCGCUGAUUGCCGGUUCGCUUUUCUACAAUGCUCCCGGAAAUUCCGCAGGCCUUUUCAUCAAGGGUGGCGCUCUCUUUUUUGCUUUGUUAUACAACUCUCUGAUGAGCAUGUCUGAAGUAACCGACUCUUUCUCCGGGCGCCCGGUCAUGGCCAAGCACAAGUCCUUCGCCUUGCAUCAGCCGGCAGCUUUUUGUGUCGCUCAAAUAACGGCAGAUAUCGUGCCUUUGCUGGUACAGGUCACAACUUUUUCAGUCAUUCUCUACUGGAUGGUUGGUCUAGGGGCGAGUGCGGGCCAAUUCUUCACCUUUUGGGUGGUUGUCUUCGCUGCUACAAUGUGCAUGACUGCUUGUUUCCGUGCAGUUGGUGCAGCUUUUCCCACUUUCGAUGCGGCCUCCAAGGUGUCUGGUUUCUUGAUUGCUGCCCUGAUCAUGUAUGUCGGCUAUAUGAUCGCCAAACCCGACAUGCACCCCUGGUUCGUCUGGAUAUUCUGGAUUGAUCCUUUGGCCUAUGGAUUUGAUUCACUUAUGUCCAGCGAGUUCCAUAAUCAGAUCAUUCCCUGCGUUGGAACCAAUAUCGUACCAAGUGGGGAAGGAUAUACAGACUCCCAGUAUCAGUCCUGCGCAGGCAUUGCCGGCGCAGUCCAAGGAGAGACCUUCGUCGCCGGAGAAGCCUAUCUGAAGUCACUUUCGUACGGUCAUUCGCACGUCUGGCGCAACUUUGGUAUCAUAUGGGCCUGGUGGGCCCUUUUUGUCGCGAUUACGAUCUUCUUCACCUCAAGAUGGAAAUCUGAUUCCGAGAGCGGCAGCAAAAUUCUGAUUCCUCGGGAGAAUGUCCACCUGGCUCGUCAUAUCCUCCAAGAUGAGGAAUCGCAAACGCCAGAAAAGCAAGUCAUCAGCUCAGAUUCCUCUCUUCAAGAGCGUGGCACCGACUCGAAGAACACCGAGGAGGAUCUGAUACAAAACAGCUCGGUCUUUACGUGGAAGAAUCUAUCCUAUACAGUCAAGACGCCUCACGGUGAUCUCAAGCUCCUUGACAAUGUACAAGGAUGGGUGAAACCGGGGAUGCUGGGUGCUUUGAUGGGAGCUUCUGGGGCCGGAAAGACCACGUUACUUGACGUCUUGGCCCAGCGGAAAACCGAAGGAACUAUUCAUGGCUCGAUCCUAGUCGAUGGCCGACCUCUUCCUGUUUCGUUCCAGCGUUGUGCUGGGUAUUGCGAACAGCUUGACGUCCACGAGCCUUACGCCACAGUUCGUGAAGCACUGGAAUUUUCGGCUUUACUCCGACAAUCACGGCACGUCUCACGGGAGGAGAAGCUUAGGUACGUCGACACUAUUAUCGGUCUUUUAGAACUUCAGGACAUUGAGAAUACCUUGAUUGGAUUUCCUGGAGCCGGAUUAUCCGUCGAACAGCGGAAAAGAGUCACAAUCGGUGUCGAGCUCGUCGCCAAGCCUAGCAUUCUUAUCUUUCUCGACGAGCCAACCUCAGGACUUGAUGGACAGUCUGCGUACAAUACUGUACGAUUUCUUCGCAAAUUGGCGGACGUCGGUCAAGCGGUCCUGGUGACCAUUCACCAACCAUCCGCUCAACUCUUUGCCCAAUUUGACACACUGCUCUUACUCGCCAAGGGCGGGAAAACCGUGUAUUUUGGAGAUAUUGGUGACAAUGGGGCUACUGUUAAGGAGUAUUUCGGACGAUAUGGAGCUUCUUGCCCACCCAAUGCCAAUCCGGCCGAAUUUAUGAUCGAUGUCGUCUCCGGCCACUUGUCUCAGGGUCGCGAUUGGGCCCAAGUGUGGCUGGAUUCGGCCGAACAUGAGAAAGUGGCCCAGGAACUUGACGACACGAUCAACAAGGCCGCAUCCAAACCUCCCGGGACACACGACGAUGGCUUUGAAUUUGCCAUGCCUUUGUGGUCGCAGAUCCAGAUUGUAACUCGACGGAUGAAUCUGGCUUUGUUCCGCAAUACGGACUAUACCAACAACAAGUUUGCUCUCCACGUCGGCUCCGCCCUUUUCAACGGCUUCUCAUUCUGGAGGGUGGGCGAAGGCGUCGGCGACCUCCAGCUGAAACUAUUCACCAUUUUCAAUUUCAUUUUUGUCGCUCCCGGUGUCAUCAACCAACUUCAACCCCUGUUCAUCGAACGCCGGGACAUUUUCGAAGCCCGAGAGAAGAAAGCCAAAAUGUACAGCUGGAAAGCCUUCGUCACGGCUUUGAUCGUCUCCGAGAUCCCAUAUCUCUGCAUCUGUGCCGUCCUCUACUUUGUCUGCUGGUACUACACAGUCGGUUUCCCCAACAACAGCAACAGUGCCGGGGGCACCUUUUUCGUCAUGCUCUUCUACGAAUUUGUGUACACAGGCAUCGGGCAGUUCGUUGCGGCGUAUGCCCCAAACGCAGUCUUCGCCUCUUUGGUCAACCCUCUUCUGAUUGGAAUCCUCGUGUCGUUCUGCGGCGUCCUCGUGCCCUACGACCAAAUCCAGGCAUUCUGGCGUUAUUGGUGUUACUAUAUCAACCCAUUUAAAUAUAUUAUGUCCUCUAUCCUUGUUUUUACUCUCUGGGAUACGGAUGUCGCCUGUAAGGAGAAUGAAUUAUCAACAUUCGACACCCCCGGCAAUGUCACGUGCCAGGAAUAUCUUUCCGACUACCUCCACAGCAACCAAGGCAAACUCGCCCACUUACUUAAUCCAAAUGAUCGGGCCAACUGUCAAGUCUGCCAAUACAAAACCGGAGCAGAUUAUCUGUACACGAUUAAUCUCAAGAACGAAUCCGACGGAUGGCGAGACGCUGGGAUUGUGGUCGUUUUCGCCAUCAGCUCAUACGUUCUGGUGUAUUUAUUGGAUGAAGCUAAGGACCAAACAUAG
Molecule: messenger RNA, 4185 nt
Organism: Rhinocladiella mackenziei CBS 650.93
Lineage: Eukaryota; Fungi; Ascomycota; Eurotiomycetes; Chaetothyriales; Herpotrichiellaceae
Exons: 2
Coding region: 1-4185 (1394 amino acids)
Biological process (GO): transmembrane transport
Cellular component (GO): membrane
Molecular function (GO): ATP hydrolysis activity; ATP binding; ABC-type transporter activity
Source: RefSeq, a predicted model, not a curated record